CUCGAUCAGAUACGGUAUUGCGCCGACCGCGAGCAGGCCUCUUGCACAUUGCUUCUGCCACUUGCAUCGUCACGACGGCAAGAGGUCAUGGAAGAUGUAGACAGUAGCAGCUCUGCGUCCAACCGCUCGGGUCGAUCGGGCAGCUUGUCGCGAUUCAUGGACAAGAACGGUCGAAACAGACGCAACAGCACCACAAGCAGCCAUUCGGACUGCGAAGGCGAAGCGCCCAGCGAAUUUCAAAGCGAAGUGAUGACACUGAUUGCGAUGGAGGAUAAGCGCAAGGCUUUCCAACACCUCCUGAACCUCGAGGUUGAGAUUAUCUUUGACACGCUGGAAGAAACGGACAGCGGCCUGCGAACGUGGCUACUUCAGUACGACGUCGUGAAGGAAGUACUGCGAGUGUUCUCGACCCCUGUGCUCAUUCACACCCCCUCGAAUGGCGUGGUGCUUGCUCCGUCCAUCAUCGCUGAGCCCUCGAUCAAGGAACCCCUUGACGAACCUGCUGCUGCGGAGGAGCCUUACGAAACGAGUGCACAAACUUCGACCACCUCGCUCGACGACGGCUCUGGGGCAUCGUCCGACCCGCUUGCCGACGAGGACGAGGUCAGCCAAAGUCCUGCAGAUUCGAUACCUCCACCGCUGACACCCAAGGUGACUACUGUCUCACACGAAAAGGCUCCGCUCCAGGCAUUCGUGUCCGCGAAGGUGGACGAGGAGUAUGGGUACUACAAGCACGUGUUUGUGUGUUCUGAAAUCAUCAUGCGGGUGUACACGGGAGAGGACGACCUGUACGAGUCGUUUCGCAUGUCGUCGAGCUCGUCGGGGUCGGCCGCCGUCAACGAGGAGCUCACGUUUGGCUGCCAAACGCAAGAUGAGCUCGAGUUGUGGCGCCUCUUCUUCAUCUAUUUCACGGAAAACGACACAAUCGACGAAGUCCAAGCCGCGUUCUACUGCAAGGCGUUUAUUCGAUUGCAUGACGCAUACUGCCUCGAAGAUGGCUACGUCCAGGUCGUGCUUGAAGCUUACGUUCCCGCGCUUCUCAAGCACUUGUACAUGCCGACGAUCAAGCAUCUCUUGCUCAAGCUAUUGCAAUCGUACGAGAGCAUCCAUCCCCUCACUGGUGUGCACGAUGCCAUGGAAGCUGUCGCGCCGCUCUUGAUCCAAGCCGCAACCCUUCCCGUGGACUUAGCAUCCCCUGCCGUGGGCAACCUCCUUGCCGCUAGGGAAAAUGCGUGCCGUCUGCUGGUGGAAAUGCUGCAGGCAAACCAAGCCGACCGCCUCGGUUCGUUCCUACGUCGCGAGGACAACCAGUUUCUUGCAAAGUACUUUGUCCGCGAUCAAUUUGGCACAAUCCGAGGCAUCGAAGCAGUGACGGAAGGCUACCACAACUUUCUUCAGUUCAUGCUUCUCGAGGAAUUCGGGAAGGAACCGAAGCUGAUGGAUCAACUAUUUGCCGGUUCCAUUGAACAGCUUGCCCAAGUGCCAGUGUGGCCAUCGACCAUUGUCGCUCCGUGCAUGCUCAACAUCCACGUCGUGUCGGAACUGCUGCGGAUCUACUGUCGCUACAAGCGCGCGGCGGAACUGAAUCCGAAAAAAGCGCAGUCCGACGGCUCGGACGAUCUGGAAGAUGACGAAGACGGUGGUCACGUGGCCCCGCCGGCCAACGGCAACCCUGCUGUCAUGUACGAGCUCUCUGGGUUGAAGGAAGCCGAGACAAGUCUGUGGCCGAACAUGAAGAAGCUCGCGAGGGCCACCACGACGGCAUAUGUAAACCACUUCUUCACUCAAACGAAUGUCCCAACUUCCGUCGACAUCGCUAUCGCCAAGCACUUGUACCGGCUGGUGACUCUCCAAGACCCCGAAGUCGACUCGCUGUUGGUGCAAGCUGGCGUGUUACCCAAGUACUUGAAUCUCCUUCAAGCCAAGCCUGACGCAGACAUGCUCCUCAUCCACGUCGUGUCGGCGCUGCUGUUUGUCAUCACGGACAAGUCACAGACAAGGUCUGGAUCGUGUGUCCUCGUGCGAGGCAUUUUCGGCGAAUCCAUCGAUCUCCUCCAAACGAUUGUCGACGUCUAUAAGAAGCAGCACCGCAGCAAAGCGUACUUCAAAGUCCUCAACGACACGAUGCUGGUCAUGCUCGUGAGCGAAUGCCCUUCGCCCAGCCAAGCCGUCGUAGUUGAACGGGCCAUUGCGCACGCGGCGUGGCAUGCGCUCAACUGCGAAACCAAACGCAACCUCGGGUUAUCGGAUGCUGUUGACGCUGCGGCGUCGACCGCGCCAGUCCACGAAACGACCGAGCAAUCUUCUGCGGCAAGUUGCGAAGUCGGCGACCACCCGACUGAUCCACCGACGGAAGACCAGUCGAAGGAAUCGGGUACCCCCAAGCCUGCCCGUCGACUCUCGCUGCCCAAGUCGGCGUACCUCCGCAGCGUCCUCUCGUCCCCCGCCGCGUCGGUCAUGCGCAACGUCAACACGGUCAAGACAUCGUCGCGACGAUCUCUAAUCAACAUCAUGAACUUGACGACGACUGCCCCGCCUGAAACGACAGCUACACCAAACCCGUCGACCAAGCCCAAUAUCAACAACGGGUCAUCGUCCACGUUAUUUGGAUUUGGCAACAGCAUGCUGAGCAAACUCAAGCAACGCAUGACGCCCACGACGCCAAGCCAAUCGAUGCCGUCGUCCCCAAGCGAAUCGAGUGGUCCCAAGCGCCCGAGCAUGUUGCCGAAGAAAGGCUCUCCCGACAACCAGUCGCUGCUUGUGCUCGACACGUCACUCGGAGACGACGUGACCAAGUGUGCCGUGCAUGACGGCGGCGUCCACGUCACGACCAAAGACAAUGUUGUGACAACGAGUGGCUACAUGUUCAAGAGCGGGAUGCCUGGUGUGGGCAAGCGGCACGUGUGGGAGCGAUACUACUUUGUGCUGGAGCGCGGCCCGGACGUGUCGACGUUGAGUUAUUACAUUUCAGAGACGCAAGCCAAGCAUCGAACGCUUGUCAAGGGUGUUGUGGUGCCGACCAGUGUCUCUGAAGGGAUUCCGAUCCGCGUGACGGGCAAGCACGAAGUGCACGCGUUCCAUUUCAACACGCAAGGCCACGGCAUCUUUUGGGUGUUGGUCGAUUCGAAAGAGACCAAAGUCACGUGGCUGCAAGAGCUCCUCUCGGCCAUCACAGGCAUUCCGUUCUCGCCCAAAUCUGCCCACGAGAUCCUGUUUCCGACGGGAGGCGAAGGCCGCCUGUCGUCCAAACAGAUGAGAGCUAUUGUGUUGGGUCUGUACGCGUUGUUAUUUGGAGACGACUUGGAGUUUAAUGACCCGAGUCGAUCGCCGCCGCUCCUCACUGGCGAUGCCCUCUGCCAGUACGUGCAUCCCAACGUCGUCCUGAGCUCCAACCUGCCGUCGACUGUGCCGUACUGGGGCGAAUACCACGGCUUCCAAGGCUUUCUCCAGUUUUGCAAAGUCCGAGAAGAAACGGUGGAGCGACUCAAGGGCCGCGUGCUGCGCGUCGUGGCAGACGAGGACGAAAGCACCGUCGUCGUCAUGACGGCCGUCACCCUCCGUAUAGUCCACAACAGUGAAGUUGUGCUGGAGGAGUCGUGUGACAUUGUGGAGCUGACCGACGGCAAGAUUUCGACGAUCCACCUCAACUUUGACUCGGCCCAGCUCUCGACGUCGUUUCAGCAUCCUGGCCUGGACGCGUCAUAAGCGACCGUCUGCAGCUCUGGCAGAGUUAGUCGUUCGAUAGUGCACAAAGAUGAAAAAGCUAAAGCUCAAUGCUACGUCGAUCCCUUUGGCGACACGCGUAUGCGAAGGUCCGUGUGGUUGGCGUCGUACGGCCGGGUGUGCACGUGCACGGCGCGAGUCAUCUGAUGCCGCAACAGAGGCACAACCAGUGUGAGGAAUCCGUCGCGGACUUCGUUGGGCAGGCGCGGAAGCUCGAUGGCGAGAGGCAACGUCGGAGAUGGAGCAUUGCCUCUUCCGUCGAACGGUCCAUCUGAUUCGGUAUCAUCGAGACUGCUCAUGUGCACAAGCCACGUCAUGAGCGACUUGAUUUUCGACGGAUUCUGGGUCCAUUGCCCGACCAAGUAGAGCACUUCCUUCGAGUCGAUGGGAAAGUGGGGCUUUGGGUACCUUGCCGUGUCUUCGACCCAUUCGUUGGGAGACCUCUUCUGGGGCUCGACCGACGGUGGUUCGGGCGCUGCUUGGCACUGCAACUCAGCGAGUGCAUUUCGCAGUGUCUGGAGCUGGCUCACUAACUCUUGAUUUUCUCCUUCCUUCUCGUAAACUUGGCGAUACAGCCGGGAAAUCUCAUCCUUCUGCGUCAAAACCUGUGCUGACAACGUCUUGAGUUUGUCAUGCGCGGCUGUCACCUCCCUCUCGAGGUUGGCGACUUCGUUGUUGUUUGCUUCGGCGAACGUGACGUUCUCUGUCGAGUGGAGUUGAUGGUGCAGUCGCUCCGCCCACCUCUGCAACUCCCUCUUCUCCGCUUGCAGGUGCACGAUCAGCUCGUCCCUUGCCAGGAGCUCUCUCGACAAGUCCGCGACGCGUUCCUCCAUCGCACCCACGACGCCAUCUUGCACUGUGGCCAUGUUGGAAUCUUCGCUCCCAGUUCCUUAUCCAGACACAUCCGGAUAAUCGUUCCUCAUCGCACACGCCAUGCCAAGCUACUCGAGGCUCCCGCUUGCUCCGCUUGCGCCAGGCGGAGCAGCUCGUGCGAAGACACAGACGCCUGCUUCCCAUCACCGCACGCACCCACGGCUGUUGGAACCAUUCAGCGCGGGCACCUGUUGCCGGUCCCACCCUGUAUGCGUACGGACGCGUCAUGCUGGGCCUCCACCCCAUGGUGGCAGCGGGCACAGGAUCGCGCGGCUCUCCCUGGCAGCUAUGCGGGCUAUCCUCUCUUUUCGUCAGGCCAGUAAGGUCGAACACGUCCAGCUCGAAGUAUCAUGGGCCGAGCCGCGAAGGUCGCUGCCCGUGGCAAGAAAGUACCGCUGGCAGCACAGCACGAUCAGAUUGAUGGCAGAUAACACGGGUUGAAGUAGCAAGGUGUCGGGCCGUUGGAAUAUCUUGGAAUUUGUAUGGGUCACGAUUCCCCGGCGAGUUGAUUGUAUUCACUUGGUAUUUGUGUGAAAACUUAUAAAAAUG
Molecule: messenger RNA, 5145 nt
Organism: Aphanomyces invadans
Lineage: Eukaryota; Oomycota; Saprolegniomycetes; Saprolegniales; Verrucalvaceae
Exons: 15
Coding region: 88-3705 (1205 amino acids)
Source: RefSeq, a predicted model, not a curated record